GGUUGACCGCAAAGAUUGCUACUUUAGUAAUGAAUUAUCACUAUUCCUCACCGGAAGGCCUAUUCCUCAAGAAAUCAUUGAUUUACCACAAGAGGUGCUCAAUACACCUAUUGGCCAAACGUUGAAAUUGUAUUUGAAUUCAUUGAGUAUAAGACCCGAAGGAAGUGGCGUUUCGUUUAGCGGUAACGUCGAUAACAGCGGCCGAAGACAAAUCCUAUCACCACUCGCCGAUCAACACAAUAAUCACUCAAACGCUUCCAGAGAGCAAUCACCCAUUGAAAGUAUACCUCAAAGUCGUCAGCCAUCGAUAGCUUCCGCACCACAAACCCAACAAAACAGACAAAUUGUUUCCUUAAGUGACCUAAAGAUGGCCGACAACGACACUGAUGUGAACGCCGGCGAAACCAACGACACGAAUGAGACUAAAGAACUUAAAGACGAUUUUGAGACGAAGUCAAUCCGUCGGUCCUAUAAAUACGACGACCCGCCAGUUGUCUACAAAGAUGUCGACGGCGUCGCAGCCAUUAAGAAAUUGCGAGAUUUUAUGUCUGAUCUGAUAAGUGCUGAACAACACACGUAUUUGAACGAAUUGGGCGAAUAUCUAGUGUCAGAGAGCGGCGCGUGGGCUCUCGGCGAAGAGCACUUGGAGUUCAUUUCCCUAUUGCUUAGUGGUGGCGACGGGAAGUUUGCGCCCAAUGUUCCCCUUUUGGUUCUGGAAGUACUAAAAGCGUGCGCUCUUAAGGACGACAUUGUGCUGGUCCUCCAUCAGGACCGCAAAGAGCACCGAAUCAUGAGUUAUAUUAACAAAAUAGAGUCAUUGACUUUAGCAGAACAGGAGGAGACCGCGAAGUUAUUGUGCAAUCUUUGCGGUCAACCGACAACUUUUGAUUGGCUCUUAUAUAUCAGCGAAUGGACUGAAUCUGACGGCCAGUCGUUUAGCAAUAGUAAGGCCACGACCAGAGCGGCCGUCCAUACGGUGUUGAAUGAAAAGUUGACGACUUUGCAGAAGACUGGCGUCUGUUUGAUCUACAAUUUGGCGCUCAAAGAGCUUUUCGACGACGUGGCCACAGAACUGGCCACUGCUGUCCUUCAGUUCCUUCACGGAGACCUUCCUGAAGACCAAGCGUAUAUGUGUUUGUUAUCGAUUCAACGGUUUAUGGCCAUCAGUUAUAACGACGUGCCAGCGCUGGUCAAAAUGCUGGGCCCAGACCUCAACAAAUUCAAGGGUUUGUCCGAAAGAGUCGAUAAAUUAGUAGAAGAAGUGAACGCGAAAUUAGCAACACUUCCAAACCUUCAAACCGAUUGAUUUCUUUCACAAACUUAAUUAAAACUCAUUAUAAGUUAUGUUACGUUAUUUCAUAUGCCUUUUGAAAACGAGUUCAACAAAAAUUACAAUCUAUUUGCGAGAAAUUGGUUUUAAUUUUCUAUUUCAUGG
This is a messenger RNA of Medioppia subpectinata, 1435 nucleotides long. Lineage: Eukaryota; Metazoa; Arthropoda; Arachnida; Sarcoptiformes; Oppiidae. The record is from the annotation of a GenBank genome assembly.